AUUCUUCUUCUAAAGUUAUCUCUCAAGAAUCUAUUUUUGUACCUAAAAAUUCAGUGAAUAAACUUGGUAAUGUAUUAAGUGAAUUUGAUAAAAUUUAUAUUGAUCAUACAACUGAUAUUCUUCAAUAA
Messenger RNA from Ambispora leptoticha, 128 nucleotides. Lineage: Eukaryota; Fungi; Glomeromycota; Glomeromycetes; Archaeosporales; Ambisporaceae. The record is from the annotation of a GenBank genome assembly.